AUGAAGAAGCGAUUCAGCUUCUGGAGGAAGAAGAAUGAGUCCCACAGCCGCAGCUCAGACCUGUCCAUAAGUGUGGUCAGCACCUCCUCAGAGCCAUACACAAGCGGGGGCUACCAUCUUCCAGAUAAGCACUUAAAGAAGCUUCACAAAGCUGCUUCAGCCGGGGAUUUAGGGAAGUUGAAGGAGUACCUGCAGCACAAGAAACAUGACGUGAACUUGCGGGACAAAUGUCACAGAACACCAUUGCAUCUGGCCUGUGCUAACGGAUAUGCAGAUGCUGUAUGUCUCUUAAUUGAGAAACAAUGCAAAAUCAAUGUCCAGGACAGUGAAAACAGAUCCCCAUUGAUUAAGGCAGUACAGUGUCAGAGGGAGACUUGUGCUACUAUUCUUCUAAACCACGGUGCUGACCCGAACCUGGUGGACUGCCAUCAUAAUACUGCUCUCCAUUAUGCUGUUUGUGGACAAAGUGUCUCAUUAGUUCAAAACCUGCUUGAACACAAAGCUAAUCUAGAAACUAAAAAUAAGGAUGGAUAUACUCCACUUCUACUUGCUGUUGCUGAAAAUAAUGCAAAUAUGGUAAAAUUCCUUCUGAAGAAAGGGGCAGAUGUGAAUGCUUCAGAUAAGAAUCAAAGAACAGCCCUUAUGAUUGCUCUCAGUAUCGAACCAACAAGUUUAGUAAGUCUUCUUCUUCAGCAAAAUGUGGAUCUAUCUUGUCGAGAUAUUUAUGGAUUCACAGCUGGUGAAUAUGCUUCUUUUAAUGGUUUUACCAGAUAUCAUCACUUAAUAGCCAAUUAUGGAAAGUGUAUGAAAGCUGAACAAACACCUUACUCUGAAGAUACAACUAUGUAUGACACUUGUGGAAUAGAAGAGCUGAAGAAAGGAGCAGUUGUGGCCCCCCCGCCCCUUCACCUCCUGGGAACACUUGGCAAUGUCUGGGCUGGAGAGAUUUUUGUUGUGAACACUGAGGAGAAUGCUGCUAAAUAUUCUAUGCUGCAGGAUAGUGUGCACAACAAAUCAUUAUCUGGUUGA
Messenger RNA from Castor canadensis (American beaver), 1029 nucleotides. RefSeq names its product ankyrin repeat domain 7 (gene Ankrd7). Gene Ontology annotation, molecular function: protein binding. Lineage: Eukaryota; Metazoa; Chordata; Mammalia; Rodentia; Castoridae. The record is from RefSeq and is a predicted model, not a curated record.